AUGGUGCAGCUUGACAUUGAAAAGACGCUCUCGGAGCUGGACUUACUUGAGAAGAUUGCCCUUACUGCUGGUAACGACUUCUGGCACACAGUCCCAGUAGAACGCCUCAACAUACCCUCUGUCCGCACCUCAGAUGGACCAAACGGCAUCCGCGGAACUCGUUUUUUCAAUGGAGUUCCAUCAGCAUGUUUACCAUGCUCAACUGCUCUUGGAUCAACCUGGGAUGUUGAGCUGCUCGAGCAGAUUGGUGAACUAUUAGGCGACGAAGCUAGAGAAAAGGGCGUCCACGUUCUAUUAGGACCUACGAUCAAUAUCCAGCGCUCGCCUCUGGGUGGCCGAGGAUUUGAAUCCUUUUCUGAAGAUGGAUUACUCUCCGGUAUCCUUGCGGGAUAUUACUGCAAAGGUGUCCAGUCAAAAGGUGUUGGUGCGACUCUGAAGCAUUUCGUGGCCAAUGAUCAGGAACAUGAGCGUAUGGCGGUUGAUACGAUUGUUACAUCGAGAGCGUUGCGUGAAAUUUAUCUAUUGCCGUUCCAGCAGGCAUUGAGAAUUUGCCAAACUGCAUGCUUUAUGACUGCCUACAAUAAGAUUAAUGGAACCCAUGUGAGCGAGAACGCAAGUAUCAUUGAUGACAUUUUGCGCAAGGAAUGGAAGUGGAAUGGCCUUAUCAUGAGUGAUUGGUUCGGUACAUAUAGCACAUCCGAAGCAAUCAAUGCCGGGUUGGAUCUCGAAAUGCCAGGUCCCACCAGAUGGCGAGGAUCAAUCCUCCACCAUGUCGUGAACUCACGAAAAGUGGCUGAUCAUGUUCUCGAUGAAAGAGUACGCAACGUUCUCAAACUCGUCAACUUUGCCCAGAAAUCCGGCAUCCCUUUUGGCGCUGAGGAGAAAGGCCUCAACCGUCCCGACGACCAGAAGCUCCUUCGCCGUGCCGCUGCUGAGUCUAUUGUUCUCUUGAGGAAUAACAACAGUGUUCUCCCAUUUGACAAGACCAAGCCUAUUGCUGUUAUAGGGCCAAAUUCCAAAGUCGCCGCUUACUGCGGCGGUGGUUCGGCGUCCCUACCACCUUACUACACUGUGACUCCGUUCGAAGGAAUCAGCAACGCAAGCAAGGCCGAUGUUAAAUUCUCCCAGGGCGCUUAUGCUCACCAAACCCUUCCUCCGCUGGGACCGUUGAUGAAGACUCUUGACAGCGAGAAGCAGGGCUUCGUGUUCAAGGCAUACCUUGAACCACCCGAAGAUAGGACUAGCGACAGUAAGCCAGUCGAUGAAAUACAUCUCGUUAGCUCAUUUGGGUUCCUCGCCGACUAUAAAAAUCCACGUAUCCCUACCGAUCUGUUCUACGCCGAUAUGGAGGGAACUUUCACACCGGAAGAAGAUGGUCUGUAUGACUUUGGAGUCAUCGUGAUAGGCACCGGAAAGUUAUUCGUCGAUGGUGAGCUUGUCGUGGAUAAUGCUACUACCCAGAGACAAGGAAUAGCCAUGUUCGGCAGUGCAACUGUUGAAGAGACUGGUGCUAAAGAGCUCAAGGCUGGACAGACGUACAAGAUUCUCUUCCAAUAUGGCAGCCGACCGACGUCGAAGUUGGAGAAUCGUAGCGUCAUUGACUUUGGUCUUGGCGGAUUUUCUUUCGGCGCAGGAAAGCGUCUGAGCCCAGAAGAAUCGAUCCAGCAGGCGGUUGACUUGGCAUCAAAGACGGAUCAGGUUGUUCUCGUUGCUGGGUUGAAUGGCGAAUGGGAGACUGAAGGUCAUGAUCGAGAUAACAUGGACCUUCCACCGGGCACGGAUGAGCUUAUCUCUCGCGUUCUCGAUGCUAACCCCAACGCUGCUAUUGUUAUUCAAAGCGGUACACCCGUGACCAUGCCCUGGGCUGACAAGGCCAAUGUCCUAGCUCAAGCAUGGUUCGGAGGCAACGAGCUCGGAAACGGUCUUGCUGAUGUUCUAUAUGGCGACGUCAAUCCUGCUGGGAAAUUGUCUUUGACUAUCCCCGUUCGUUUACAAGAUAAUCCAUCGUACAUCAACUUCGGCUCCGAACGGGGUCGUGUAUUAUACGGAGAGGAUGUCUAUGUGGGAUACCGGUACUUUGAGAAGACUGGAGUCAAGCCCUUGUUUCCCUUUGGACAUGGCUUGUCAUAUACUACAUUCGUCCGAUCAGAUCUAAAAUUGCAAGUAGACGCAGAGAAGCCUGUUUUAGAGGAUGGCGAGACGAUAACUGCCUCCUUGACAGUCACUAAUACCGGCUCAAUUGCUGGUGCCGAAAUAAUACAGCUUUGGAUCCAACCACCUAAGCUUGAAAACAUUGGAAGACCGGUCCGGGAAUUGAAGGGCUUCACAAAGGUAUAUCUACAGCCAGGAGAAAAGAAGAGUGUCUCGAUUACGGUUGAGAAGAAGAUCGCUACAAGCUUCUGGGACGAGAUUAGGAGGUCCUGGGCUUCUGAGAAGGGUGAUUAUACAGUUCUGAUUACUGGAACUGGGAAUGAAAGCUUAUCUGACAAAUUCACCGUUGAGAAGAGUCGGUACUGGCUUGGAUUGUAG
This is a messenger RNA of Talaromyces amestolkiae, 2529 nucleotides long. RefSeq lists its product as uncharacterized. The transcript has 3 exons. Bases 1 to 2529 code for a protein of 842 amino acids. Gene Ontology annotation, molecular function: beta-glucosidase activity. The record is from RefSeq and is a predicted model, not a curated record. NCBI's taxonomy places the organism in Eukaryota, Fungi, Ascomycota, Eurotiomycetes, Eurotiales, Trichocomaceae. Gene Ontology annotation, biological process: glucan catabolic process.